This is a messenger RNA of Saccostrea cuccullata (small rock oyster), 5315 nucleotides long. Its product is annotated as glycogen debranching enzyme-like. Gene Ontology annotation, molecular function: 4-alpha-glucanotransferase activity; amylo-alpha-1,6-glucosidase activity. Gene Ontology annotation, biological process: glycogen catabolic process; glycogen biosynthetic process. Bases 115 to 4788 code for a protein of 1557 amino acids. NCBI's taxonomy places the organism in Eukaryota, Metazoa, Mollusca, Bivalvia, Ostreida, Ostreidae. The transcript is spliced from 29 exons. The record is from RefSeq and is a predicted model, not a curated record.
CGAGAAGUUGCGAUUGUCCUUGAUGAAUGUCGCCCUUUCUGAAGGCCGUUGUGGAAGCUGCGUAGCAGACGGCAUAAUUUCAAUGCAAUCGCAUUAUAGAGUGAAGGGGAAAUCAUGCUUACCAAGCAGAUCCGAGUUCUGACCCUGAAUGGAGGAGAAAACAGGGAGACAACUCUGUAUAGAUUACAAAAAGGAUGGAUAUUAAGAUUUAAUCUGGGACCUUCACUGUUUGUCAGCCCUGUACGAUUAUUUUGCAAUCACCCAACAAAGAAAAGCGAACCAUUUGAUAGAACCAACUACACAGAGCUGAAAUGGAUCAGCCCUAGUGGUUCCAAGGUUGACAGACAUGAUGUUUACGCAGAAGUUCACAUCAACACUGCAGGGUCCUUCAACUAUUACUUUACAGCAGAUAAAAGUGGGGACAGACGACAUGCAGAUGGUCAAGGUUACUUCUUGGUGGACCCUGUUCUGUCUCUGGCUACUGCUGAAGCUACUGAUGAGGAUGAUGAAGAUGAAGCAGAGGAACUUAAUUUGGACAGCAUACAGUGUCAAUCUGUCAUUUCCAAGCUUCUGGGCCCCUUCCCCGAGUGGGAGGGUAGACUCAAGGUGUCUUAUGAGACUGGGUAUAACAUGAUCCAUUUCACCCCUAUUCAAGAACUAGGACAAUCUAACUCUGCUUACUCAAUCAGAAAUCAGUUAAGACUGAAUCCAAUUUUUAAUUCUAAAGACAAGACAUAUGGAUAUGAUGAUGUGGAAAGACUUGUGAAUGAAAUGGUGGGAAAUUGGAAGGUUUUAUCAAUGACUGAUUUGGUUUUGAAUCACACAGCCAAUGAUUCAGCUUGGCUAACUGAACACCCAGAAUGUGGGUACAAUUUAGUCAACUCUCCACAUUUAAAGCCAGCUUUUCUAGUGGAUAGAAUUCUUCUUCACUUUAGCAAAGAUGUUGGGGAGGGCAAAUAUGAAUCCAAAGGAGUACCUGCUAUUGUGGACAGUGUUGGUCAUUUGGAGGCAAUUAGCAGAGUUUUACAUGAAGUUGUUUUUCCAAACUACAAGAUACAUGAGUUUUUCAUAAUGAAUCUUGAGGCUGUGUUGAAGGAAUUCAAGAAAGCAGUUGAAGAGGCCAGACCUCUCUCCUCAUCCAGACCACAGCUAGACUUGAUCCAGGACCCACAGUACAGAAGGAAUGAGAGUACAGUGGAUAUGAACACAGCUCUCCAUCUUUACAACACAGACAGGCCAGGGGUAACAAGUAGAGCAGAACGCAUUAAAAGAUGCUGUGAUGAAUUCAGAGGAAAGCUAGAAGAGCUCAACAGAAACAAAACAGCUGAAGUUCAGGACCAUAUAAAUACUGCUAUUGCUAACUUUGUGGCCAAUGCCAAGUACAGAUUUGUUGAUGGCCAUGGUCCAAGAUUAGGGAAGGUCUCAGAAAAGGAACCUCUUAUGUUUAAUUACUUUGUACAACCCACGGAGUAUGAGGGUACGCUGGCAACAGAGGAGGAUAACAUGGCUGGGGACUCGGGGAGGCUCAUCAUGGCAGUCAAUGGGUGGGUGAUGGGAGAUGACCCUCUCAGGAAUUUUGCUGAUCCAGACAGAUAUGUUUAUUUGCGGCGAGAAUUAGUGCCAUGGGGUGACAGCUGUAAACUUAGGUAUGGGAAAGAGCCCAAGGAUUGCCCAUAUCUAUGGCAACAUAUGAAGGAGUACACAGAAACUACUGUUAGAAUCUUUCAUGGAGUGAGACUAGACAACUGUCACAGCACACCUAUCCAUGUAGCAGAGUACAUGCUGGACGUGGCCCGUAAGAUCAGACCAGACCUGUAUGUAGUGGCAGAACUGUUUACUGGAAGUGAGAGUGUAGACAACAUCUUUAUGAACAAAUUAGGAAUCAAUUCUCUGAUACGAGAGGCUAUGAGUGCUGGAAACUGCGGUGACCUUGGUAGACUGGUAUAUAAAUAUGGAGGUACUGCUUGUGGAUCCUUCAUCCAGCCUCGUGUGCAGCCUCUACUGCCCACCACAGCACAGGCCCUGUUCUUUGAUCAGACUCAUGACAACGAGAGCCCAGUAGAGAAAAGAAGUCCUUACGACCUGUUUCCAUCUUCAGCCAUUGUUUCCAUGGCCUGCUGUGCAACAGGCAGUAACCGUGGUUACGACCAACUGGUUCCACAUCAUAUACAUGUUGUAAAUGAGAAGAGGCUGUACAUGUCAUGGGCUACAUGGGAAUUUCCAGAACCACCAUUUAUGAAUGAAAAAUUUGGAAUCACUGCUGGGAAAAAGAUGUUGAAUAAUCUCCAUUAUAAGCUUAGUCUUGCAGGAUAUUCUGAGGUGUUUGUGGAUCAGCUGACACAUGAUACUGUAGCUAUAACUCGUCACAAUCCCCAGAAUCACGAGUCGUUUGUUAUGGUAGCCAGGACAGCCUUUCAGAAUCCACAGAACAUUCGCCCUUUACACAUACAUGGAGACAUAAUAGAGAUAGAAUUUGAGGCUCUUUUUGGUGAAACUAAGGGAUUCAAGUACGAAAAGAACCCCAAUUUUAUCAAUGGUCUGCCAAAUUAUUAUUUGGACGUAAAAGAAAAUGUGGAGCCCAGUGCGAGUGGAUUAAUCAAAAUCAGGAAAGAGGGAGACGUCUCCGUAGUGGACUUCUAUACCUUUCCACCUGGUUCUGUAAUAGUUUUCAAACAGACCCUUCCACAAAAAGCUAAGAGUGCCAUAAUAAAAAUCCGUCGUGGAGUUAGUCAGUUUGGAUAUUUAAUGAGGUCAUACAGUGGAAAGACCAUGUUUGAUGAGACAUUUGACAAGAGUAAUUUUCAUGCCAUUAUCAGUAAGCUCUCUUUAUCUGACCUGAAUUAUGUGCUAUACCGGUGUGAUUCUGAGGAGAGGGCUGAUGGGAAUGGAUUUGGAGCUUACGACAUCCCUGGUUAUGGUCCCAUGGUUUACUGUGGACUCAGAGGGCUCAUGGCUGUGUUAGCACAUGUUCGCCCAAACAAUGAUCUAGGACAUCCAUUAUGUCAUAACCUAAGGGAAGGUAAUUGGUUAGCAGAUUAUGUGGGUAACAGACUGAAAGUUCAUCCUAACUUAAAAAAUCUUGGUGAAUGGUUUGAUAGUGUGUUGAGCAAUUUGAAAGAUGCCCCUAGAUUCUUGGUUCCUUGUUACUUUGACACAGUGAUUACAGGGGCAUAUGUGGUGCUUAGAGAGCAAGCCAUGAAACUUAUGUCUGAAUUCAUUCAAGAGGGUUCAACCUUUGUCCAGAUGUUGUCUUUAGGAAGUCUUCAGUUUUGUGGAUAUGUCAAGAAUGCAAAACUUCCUGGGUUAUCCAAGACUCUGAAAUCAACAACCCAAGAUGCUGACAUUGAACACCCAUUGUCUCUGGCUGCUGGAUUUCCUCAUUUUGCCAGUAGAUACAUGAGAAACUGGGGAAGAGAUACAUUUAUUGCUCUGCGAGGUUUACUUUUGCUGACAGGCAGAUAUGAGGAUGCCAAGUUGAUCAUAUUGGCUUAUGGAGGUUGUUUGCGACAUGGCUUGAUCCCAAAUUUACUCAGCGAAGGAAGUGGUGCCCGCUACAAUUGCCGUGAUGCUGUUUGGUGGUGGCUACAAUCCAUACAGGAUUACUGCAGUUUUAAUGGAACAGAUAUAUUGGAGGAAAAAGUGGCUCGACUGUAUCCCAGUGAUGAUUCACCCAUCCGUGAGCCUGAUGGGCAAUAUGAUCAGCCAUUGCAUGAAGUGAUACAGGAGGCUCUACAGAGACAUGCUGAGGGACUGAAAUACAGAGAAAGGAAUGCAGGACCCCAGAUAGAUGACCAGAUGUCUGAUGAAGGAUUUAAUAAUGAGAUAGGAGUAAAUUGGGAGACAGGGUUUGUGUUUGGAGGAAAUGAGCAUAACUGUGGCACGUGGAUGGACAAAAUGGGAAGUUCUGUAAAGGCAGGUACAAAAGGAAAACCUGCAACUCCGAGGUGUGGCUCAGCAGUAGAACUUGUAGGACUAAGUAUGUCUGCUGUAACCUGGUUACAAACCUUGGCAGAGCAAGAGGUCUACCCUUAUGAUGGAGUCUCUGUAAUCAAGAAUGGAGUUUCUAGUAAAGUAACAUUCAAAGAAUGGUCUCAACUCCUAAAAGACAACUUUGAGAAACAUUUCUGGAUAAACGAGGAUCCUACUGAGUAUGAGCCUCACCGUGAGUUGAUCAACAGGAGAGGAAUCUAUAAAGACUCCUACUACUCUAAACCAUUCUGGGCAGAUUUCCAGCUCAGGCCAAACUUCCCUAUUGCCAUGAUGGUGGCUCCACAGCUGUUCACCCCUGAGCGUGCCUGGACAGCUCUAUUAGAAGCUGAGGAUGUAAUCUUGGGGCCAUUAGGAAUGAAAACAUUAGACCCAAGGGAUUGGGCAUAUGUUGGUGAUUAUGAUAAUUCAAAUGACUCUAAUGACCCUAAAGUAGCUCAUGGAUUCAACUACCAUCAAGGGCCAGAAUGGGUGUGGCCUUUGGGGUAUUUCCUCAGAGCAAAGCUUUAUUUUGCUAAGGCAUUAGAACCAAAGAGGAAGGGAAUUCUGAGGAAUACCAUCAGCUUUAUUAAGACCCGACUGACCCCUCACUAUGAACAUGUCAUGACCUCCCCCUGGCAGUCCCUCCCUGAACUUACAAACUCCAAUGGCAUGUUUUGCCCGAGCAGUUGUCCAGCCCAGGCCUGGAGUGUAGCGUGUAUACUGGAAGUUCUCUAUGAUCUGGAGGAGGUGGGAAUAGUGGAUGAUAUUGCCCCACGAAGAAACUCCCUAGACUUAACACAGAAAACCGUGCUAGUGUGAAAAACAGUAAAGACAGAUCUAUUUCACUUAUCGAUCUAUUUCAGUUAUCCAUUGCUUUAACCUAUGAAAUGCAUAAAAUUGAGUUACUCUGACACUGCUUUUUGAUGUAACUGUGAUUAUUUGUUACAUGCGUAUAACUGGUUAACGGUGUAAUAGGCUGAUAUAUACAUAUACAGGUACGGUGUAAUAGUGAGUCAUUGUUUUAGCAAUAUUAGUGAAUGUAUACAUUUUUUUAUAUUCAUAUACAUGUACUUGCAAUGAGCAUGCAAAUAAAAGUGUUUAUAUUGAAAUAAUUCAAUUGCAAAGGAGCAUAUAGAAGUAAUGUGAAAAAAAAUUGACUAGUUCCUCCACAUCAAGUAUGUUAAUAGUAGGCAUGUCUAUGUUGUUUCAUAUUAGCUCUCGGUUAACAUAUAUUAAUUAUAGAUAAUUGUAGACAAUUACCUCAUUUUCCUGAAAUUGACUUUUUUAUUGGCACCAAUAUCUGUCACCAAGAAGUUGAAGAAGAGCAAGAAAUAUAAAGAACUACA